AUGUCGGCGCCUCCCGCAACGCGUUCGGACGUCCCUCCAAGAGCACACAAUCAUUUCGCGCCACUUCUCCUCCUCAACUUCCUCAAGCAUCACAACAUCCAGCGGACACAUUACGAAGCCAACAUCAUGGUUCGCCAUACACCACAACCUGCACCUGAGGUGGUGACUGAUUCGGUGUUCUCUCGCCUUGAGGCCAGAUUCGAGGAACUCACUGUCGAGAGAUUGCACAUCAAGAACAUUGCAGAGGCACAGACCAGGCAGCUCGAAGAGCUGAAGACACGCGAGGAGGCCGUCAAUCGCAAGCAGCAGGGCUUCGCCGAUCGUGAAGCUGCUAUCGUCACUCGUGAAGCAGCCACCGAGGAGAAGAAUGCAGAUGCGGUGGAUCGACAGUCGGCUCUCGAGAUUCGAGAGCGGGUAAUGCAAGAACAGGAACUCCGGGUGCAAGGUCGCAUGCAGCGCAGUAUUGACCGGCAGCUUCAGGUCAAUGCUCGUUGCCGCGCCUCUGAGGUCCAGAAGCGUGAGUUGGACGAUCGCGAAAAGUCCCUCGAGGAGCGCGAGAGACUUGCCACAGUGUGCGAGCGAGGACUGUCACAGCUGGAGAGCAGAUUGCAGGAGCGUGAAACCUCUCUCGACGAGAAAGCUGCAAGCAUCACGAAGCGGGACGAUCAGCUUGACUAUCGGGAUUCGCUUGUACACGACCGCGAGGUCAACGUGGCAGCCGAGGAGGACCGGGUCGAGUCGAUGAAGCAAGAUGUUGAGCAGGGCGUGGCCAGUACUGACUAUGGCUAUGGCUACACCGACGACGACGAGAUCAUCGAUGCCGAAGACGACUUCCUCAACUACGUGGGCGAGGCACCCAGCCUAUGGGAUGGGCGCGUCGAUCCCGAGUCCACCGAUGAACACUUCGGCGAGGUACAUGGCUGUACAGUCGUGGGUCACACUAUCCAAGAAGGUGAAGGCUACAUCGAGAUUCUAGAGUUCGAGGAGUCAGCACUUGCCGAAUGGACUGCUUUUGCUCGCAUCGCUGAGGACGAUUUGACCGAAGCUAUGAAGGAUGUCAUCGAGCGCGAAGGUACGGCAGCCGUUCCUGCCGCUGAGAAGACCAGCCGACAGGUGGUGCUACGUCAUGUUGUGCCUGAGAAAUGCACAGAGUGUUGGACUACUCGCCGCAUUCUCGUUCAGGGCGUCAAACAGGAGACUGAAGGCGAAUGUACCAUUCGUCCUUAG
Molecule: messenger RNA, 1227 nt
Organism: Fulvia fulva
Lineage: Eukaryota; Fungi; Ascomycota; Dothideomycetes; Mycosphaerellales; Mycosphaerellaceae
Exons: 3
Coding region: 1-1227 (408 amino acids)
Source: RefSeq, a predicted model, not a curated record